Molecule: messenger RNA, 639 nt
Organism: Pelobates cultripes (western spadefoot toad)
Lineage: Eukaryota; Metazoa; Chordata; Amphibia; Anura; Pelobatidae
Source: the annotation of a GenBank genome assembly
AUGUGGAGAAAUCGCUUGACGACUUCACAGUGGCACACAACAGCCUGGCAGACCUCUCUAGAAGCACAAAAACCAAAGGUAGCAGACCUGGAAGAUAGAUCCAGGAGGAACAACCUCCGUUUCAGGGGAAUACCGGAAUCCGUUCAGAAUACAGACCUGAACAAAUAUCUGACCGACCUGUUCCAAGAAUUAACCCCAUCUACGCAUCCUGACCUCCUGGUGAUCGACAGAGCCCACUGCCUACCCAGGCCAAAUCACCUACCCUCCACAACCGCAAGGGAUGUUAUAGCCCACAUCCACUUCUACCAUGUGAAGGAGCGCAUCACAAAGGCCUGCAGAAACACAGCCCUUCCCGAGCCAUAUUCCAGCAUCAAAAUAUUCGCGGAUCUGUCUGCCACCACGCUGCAAUUCCGAAAAUCGCUGGCCCAAGUUACAACCACCCUCAGAUCCAAUGACAUCGGAUACCGAUGGGGAUACCCGGCGAAGUUGCUGAUACAGAACCAAGGAGUGAUACACGCAGUGGUGACUGAAGCAGAAGGCCUGAGAAAACUGCAGGACUGGGGUAUACCGAUACCAAGCUCCCAAGCAUCCUCCCAGGCUAAGGUCCCCAGACUGACACAGGACUGGACUCAAGCCUAA